AACGCCUGGAAGUGAUACACCAAGAAGCAGAUAGGUCGUGCUAUGGCCCACCCAUCGCAACCAAAGAUAGCCAGGUAGACAGUCGCUCUCCUGGAAGUCAGUGGGGUUUUUGCUCCGUGGUAGACGGCCCGAGGAGGAUGCAGCUCCGCUGAUUUCUAAGACUCCGUGAAUUCCAAGCCAGUGCAACUUCCAUCAUGUCCGGCUUUUCCAGAUCAUCAUUGCGUCUUUCACGGCUGGGAUUCCAUCCUCGUCCCCAUGGAUUUCGGCAGAAUGUUUCAGAGGGAAUCGCAGUUACUCCGUCGUCGGAUGGACAACUUCGGCGCGGGCGCACUUCAUCUUUUAAACCAAGGCGGCAGUUGUUUCUAUUGUCACGAUUAGGAGUCGUCUACACUCUGGCCCUUUUGUACGCGGUAAUUGUGGUGGCUACAUGCAAGACUCAAGUAGAAGAUACGAGCAUUGAGGUCUCAUCUCAUCCCACUGCAACAGAUUCACAAGACUCAUCUCAUAACUUCAAGGAGACAGCAAUCGGCACCACUACACCGCUGAAUGCAAUUUCUAACAGCACCGUCAACACACCAGAUUCAACGAUAUCGAGUCAAAAUCAAACCCAGUCCAGUAGGUCUGAGCAAAAAUCUACUAACUCCCAUGUACAGUCAACUGAAAUUGUACCAUCUAAGACACCUUUGUUUGGUGAUUUGACAACUGUGGAAACCUCUCCUUCGCUUACACGUGAGAAAGUUGUCACAACAUCUCAUCUGUAUGGCAGAUUCCAUCCAUCCACGCCUGAUUCUAAGACGACCACACCCAUUCCAAACACACACGAAGAAUCAAAGUUGACAUAUGAGGAGCCUUCUACACCACCUAUGUCGCUGAUCGAGAAGCUUACCAUGAAGACGAUCCCUGAAUCAGAAACCGAUUCUUACCUACGAGAUCCAACGAGUACCGUCCCAGCUGAAUCUAAGGUGACCGAUGAAGCACAAACCACAAUACCAACCUCCAUAACUCAAAAACCUAAAAUAGCCACAGAUUCCGACCACAAACGUCAUGAAUCAAAGCAACAUUCUGACCCACCAAAGACCCAACACAUCACAGAUAAACACAAGACGAAGAUGACUGCUGAUGAAUCUCCAACCUCUCCAGGCACUCCGCCCGAUAAAUCUUUCACAUCUCCAAGUAGCAAGACUGAAGACAUAUUUUUCGAAGAAACCGCAAGUGAGCAAUUCAUCUCCACCCGGGAGUCUGACACCGUCACAACAAACACAGUUUUCAGGGAAACUAUGAUGUCGUCUGCCUCCAACUCUGAAGCAAUUGAUCUCGUGACAUCAGAUGAGCCAUUAAUUUAUAGGUCAACUGCAGUUCACCGAGAAGAGGUUUCCACCUCUGAGAAUUCACCCAGACCUACUUUUGAGGGGACUGAUACAAAUGUGCAUUUGCAGACUAGGUUUGUUAGUCACGUUGCUCCAACUAAGACCCAAGUGGAUUUGUCUUCAAAAAAAGCAACAAUGGAGGUUUUGAAUAGAACGCAAUCUGAACACGUCCAGACUUCACCUCCUUCACGCCAACCUGACCCUGACGUCACAAAACCUUCAACACAGACUCAGAUACAUCACGAUACAACGGAGUCCAAUAGAAAACCUUAUACAUCAGGAAAAACUCCACCAAAGUCCACUGAAAUAACGCAUUCAACAUCAACUGCAGUUAACACUCAAACGUCAACCGAAUCUUGGGAACAAUCCACAAACUUUAAACAUGUGUCAUCUUCAAGUCCAACUUUGGUGUCGACAGAUGAGUCGCCAUCUACACUCUUUCCCUCUUCCCCUGUGACCGAGUCUCCAAAAAUUAAAGUUUCAUCACAUUUUACACACUAUUCUAAAUCAGCAACCAAAUCAUCCACCAACAUGGCGACCCCAUCACCUGUAAAUGCAGACAGCAUUUCUACACCAAAACUCACGACCUCUACAUCAACAAUUUGGGGUACGCAUCCAACAAAAAUCCUAGCCAGUAAGGGGAGAGAUAAUGUGACAGAGCCGGCAAUGACUGGGUUGAUGUCUGAAUUGCCAACAGGUUCCACUCGUUCAACUACAAUGAUAUCAGCGAAAUCAACUUCAGGUAGAUCAGGAGACAAUCAGACAACAUCAGGGCAUGCGAUAUCUUCAAGUUCCCGUGCAACUUCAGAAGACGUCCAGACCAUGCAAACUACGGAGAUGAAAAACACGGAGAUCGCUCCUACAACUAAAUUUCCCUUAAAGAACAAAUCAUCAACAUCAAAAUCUGUGAUCUCUGAUUCACCCACAACAGAUUUUCGCGCCAAAACAUCUGCUAGAGUGUCACUUAUGACGUCCGAAGAAAAUGCAUUGUUUAAGACUCCAACUCCUGGCCCAUCCAGUCUGACAACCUCUCAAGUUUCGUCUGCAUCAUCCAGAAUCCACGCGUUUCUUUCAUCCGUUUCUAUCGACCCCGCUGUUGCCAAGACAACAUCCAUGGCGACGGCAUCCACAAAGGCUGUCAAGCUCACACCAAUAUUAACCACAACCGAAGCUGCGAUAAAAAGCUCUUCUGCCCCUAUUGUGACAACAAUUUCUCCCAUGCAGAAAACCACAACUUCCCUCAUGAUAGAAACCACGACUUCUCCCAUGAUUGAAACCAGGACUUCCCCCAUGAUGGAAACAACAACUUCUCCCAUACUGAAAACUACAACCUCUCCCAUGCUGGAAGCUACAACUUUUCCCGUGCUGGAAUUAAUAACUUCUCCCACGAUGGAAACCACAGCUUCUCCAAUGGUGGAAAUAACUUCUCCCGUGCUGGACAUAGAAACUCCUCACGUGGUGGAAAACACAACCGCCCCCAUGCCGGAAACAACAAAGUAUCUCAUGGUGAAAACAGAAACUUCUUCCACCCUGAAAACAACAACGAUUCCCAUGCUGGAAACAACAGCUUCUCCCACGCUUGAAACCACAACUUCUCCCAUGAUGGGAUCAACAACUUCUCCCCUGAUGGAAACCAGAACUUCCCUCAUGCUGGAAACCACAACUUCUUCCAUACUGGAAACAGCAACUUCUCCCUUGAUAGAAACCACAACUUCUCCAAAGAUGGGAUCAACAACAUCUCCCCUGAUGGAAACAACAACUUCCCCCAUGCUGGAAACCACAACUUCUUCCAUGCUGGAAACCACAACUUCUUCCAUACUAGAAACAGCAACUUCUCCCUUGAUAGAAACCACAACUUCUCCAAAGAUGGGAUCAACAACAUCUCCCCUGAUGGAAGCAACAACUUCCCCCAUGCUGGAAACCACAACUUCUUCAUUGCUGGAAACAGCAACUUCUCCCUUGGUGGAGACCACAACUUCUCCCAUGAUGGGAUCAAUAACUUCUCCCCUGAUGGAAACCACAAUUUCCCCCAUGUUGGAAACCACAACUUCUUCAUUGCUGGAAACCACAACUUCUUCAUUGCUGGAAACAGCAACUUCUCCCUUGAUGGACAAAACAACUUCUCCCAUGAUUGGAUCAAAAACUUCUCCUCUGAUGGAAACCACAACCACCUCCAUGCCGAAAACAACAACUUCUCCCAUGCUGGAACCAACGUCUUCUCCGACGCUGGAAACAUCAACUUCUCCCAAGCUGAAAACCACAACUUCCAUGCUGAAAACCAUCACUUCGCCUAUACUUGAAAUAUCAACUUCUCCCACAACGAAAACAAAAACUUCUUCCACGCUGGAAACGAUAUCUACCAUACUGAAAAUAACAUCAUCUUCCAUGCUUGAAACUACAACUUCUUCCCAGAAGGAAACAACUUCUCCCAUGCUGCAAACCACAACUUCUCCCAUGAUGGAAACAACAACUUCCCCCAUGAUGGAAACAACAAGUUCCCCCAUGAUGGAAACAACAACUUCCCCCAUGAUGGAAACAACAACUUCCCCCAUGAUGGAAACAACAACUUCUCCCAUGAUGGAAACAACAACUUCCCCCAUGAGGGAAACAACAACUUCCCCCAUGAUGGAAACAACAACUUCUCCCAUGAUGGAAACACCAACUUCCCCCAUGAUGGAAACAACAACUUCUCCCAUGAGGGAAACAACAACUUCCCCCAUGAUGGAAACAACAACUUCCCCCAUGAUGGAAACAACAACUUCCCCCAUGAUGGAAACAACAACUUCCCCCAUGAUGGAAACAAGUGCUACAAUGUACAACUCGACCGGUCACUCCACACCGUCAACGGCUUCAUCUGAAACAGGCGCUACAACCUCAUUCACGCUGUCACAAACAUCUCCAAUACCAUCGAAUUCUACAACCCCCAAAUCGACGAUAUUUUCUCCUUCAGUGUCUGCAACCCCCUCACUUUUAUCAACAACUUCCAUGUCCAAAUUGACUACUUCUCCAGUAGUGCAAUCAGCAUCUCCCUUGCCUGAAUCAACAACUUCUUCCUCGCCCGAAAUGACUACCUCUCCUCGGGUAGAAUCCAAAACUCCCUCUUUUGAAACAACUUCGGCCUUUCUAGAAUCGACCUCUUCUUCUUCAUCUUCACUGAAAUCCACAACAUCCUUGCCCGAAUCAACAAGUCAAGUGACUGAAUCGAUUCCUCCCUUGCCUGGAUUGACGACGUCUCCCACGCCCGAACAAACUACCCCUGUUUUGAUGAAAUCAACAACUUCCCUUCUCGAGUCAACUACCCCUGAGUCCGAAUCGACCACUCCUUCCUCAGAAUCCAAAACUCCCUCACUCGAAUCAACAACCUUGCCCGUACCCAAUGUGUCUACUUCCCCAGUAUUGGCCUCAACGUCUCCCUUUCCUGAGUCAACAACGUCUCACACAGCUGAACUAACCACUUCUCCUUCGUUGGAAUCUACAACUGUCUUGCCCGAAUUAUCAACUUCACCCAAGCGCGAUUUGAGUACAGUUUUCGUCUUGGAAUCAACUUCUCCAUCGAUUGGAACGACUUCCUCCUUGGAAUCUUCCAUUGUACCGAUGUCAAGUGUUUCUGAUGCAGAUGAUGAAACAACUACCAAGUCUUCAGAUGUAACCUCCAGCUCAACGGUUAAACCUUUCGCCAGCAUCAGCUUGACUCCUAUGACUUCACAUGCCGAGGCAACUGCAACUGCAACGACCGCAGAGAACACUUAUGAAACAGUCGAUGAAUGCCGACUGCAUCUGGACAAUUGUGACCAACUCACAGAGAUCUGCGCGGAUACAAAGGACUCGUAUCGAUGCGAUUGCAGACAAGGGUACUUCAAAGACAAGACAGACACCUGUAUAGAGGGUAUCUCAUUCUACGGAAGAUUUAAGAUAGAUGCAUUCAUUCGCGGAGAAAACAACGCGGUAUCUGCCUCUUACACUCCGGAAUUAGAAGAUCCAACCAGUGCAACUUUUAUGGAGCUUUCUGCGCAUGUACAGGAUGCAAUUGAAUUUGUAUUUCAGCAAGACUCCAGAACAGAGUCAUUGUACCGAGGCUGUGAGGUUAUUCGGUUCUGGUCUGGCAGCAUCGUCACUGAGUUCCAAAUCAUUAUGGACGGGGCAUCUUCACUAAACCAGUCUAACCUGCAAGUUAUUCUACUCAAUGCUGUAGAAAAUGGAACAUUGCUGAGAUAUGGUAGAUUGGUUGUGGCAGCGGAUUCUAUACGUGUGACUCCUCUUGACGAGUGCGCACAGGAUCUCCACGAUUGCUCCGAGCAUGCUACCUGUCACGAUCAGCCGACAAGUUUCACUUGUGUCUGCAGUGAGGGAUACAGGGACCCAUACCAAGGUGUCAUUCCAGGAAGAUACUGCGAACCAGUUGCCCAUCCUACAAAGAGAUCUCCGAUCAACAAGAUGUUCUUCAUCGUUGCCAUCGUCCUACUUGCAUCAGUCUUUCUCUUGGUCGUCUUAACCAUCUCAAUGACCAUCGUGUGCAAGAACUGGCGAUCGAGACACAAGAGCUUCACCUUAAAGAGCGUAGACGCCGUUCCAGGCGUCACGGCGCCGAGGAAGAUCUCUGACGCGUUCCUCGCCGGCGCCGACGUGGAGACUGGGAUGUGGUGUCCUGGGGACGAUCAAGAAAUGGACAACUGGUCGACUGGUAGCUCGUCUAGCACGGGACGGGCGUCACAGAAAGGAAAGGACAAAAUGAAGAAUGGUCGUAUGGCACCUAUAGCCAAUAUUUCCGAGCUUGAGUUUGAGAUGGGAUGCGAUGCCAGCUUCGAAGACGAGAAAGGGAUGAACGCUACAAAACCAACCAAUGCUGGCAAACCGACAUGCGAUAUCCACAAAGGCCAUGGCGACCAAAAUGCUAACAUAGUUUCGUCAGGAGAUGACAAUGCAAAGAAGGGGACGCCUAACACUGCAGUUACCACAGAAUCAGCCAAAGCAUCCUCAAAACAAGACCCCGUGACUAGCACGGCGCCCUCUACGGUGGGAGGAAGAAAGGCCAAGGUUCGACCAAUGCCUAAAGGUCCGCUGGGAAGCAGACGGUUUUAAGUUGGUGAUUAUUGAUGAGUGGACGUUAUUAUCGAAGUAGUUUGUUUGUAUUGUGUUUGAAAGUAAUGAUGCAGUUUUAUAAAACAUAGAGUGAUUUGAGCAAACAUUUGUAGCAAAAAAAAUCCUAUUUAUCGAAGUUGUUUCAAGCAUGAAAGCAUUAGGGCAUCCCUUUUUGUUUCUUGAAUUCUCAUUUUCCGACCGACCUUAUUUUGGACAAUACUUCGUUAUGACACGGCAAAGUUUAGAGCAUUGUACCCCAAAAUGUUUUGUAUUUCGAAGUAGGUGUGUAGAUAAGUUCAAGGAUUCUCUGCCGUGAAUACAGUUCCGGCUUUCUGUUAUUUUUUGAAGUCUGCACUCGACAUUGUUGACGAGUUGUAAUGAUACUUCGCGGACUCCUCUAUAGAGGUAAAUAAUAAGUGGUUGCUAAGCGACGAUUCGCUGGACUUUCUAUGAACACUCUUCGUCAAUUCAAUCAAGGAUCUGUCUUUAGUUGAUACUUAAAGAAUACUGUUUUUGCAUGUGAUAUUAAAUUUUGUAUUUUUCUAUUUGUUUAAGCUGGAUUUGUUACCGUGAUAUACAUCUUUGUAUAGGCUUGCUAGUUUAUAGCUUUUUUGUUUGUUUGUACGUUUGAGUUUCUGCUGGUUAAUUCUUAUGGUUUUAAACUUGUUUUCUUCAAUGUAAGAAAAUAAAAGGAAAUUCUGAUACCUGC
Patiria miniata (bat star) is the source of this 7155-nucleotide messenger RNA. Its product is annotated as mucin-5AC-like. Gene Ontology annotation, molecular function: calcium ion binding. Lineage: Eukaryota; Metazoa; Echinodermata; Asteroidea; Valvatida; Asterinidae. Bases 195 to 6446 code for a protein of 2083 amino acids. The record is from RefSeq and is a predicted model, not a curated record. The transcript is spliced from 10 exons.